This is a messenger RNA of Dromiciops gliroides (monito del monte), 6288 nucleotides long. RefSeq names its product zinc finger GRF-type containing 1 (gene ZGRF1). Gene Ontology annotation, cellular component: site of double-strand break; nucleus. Gene Ontology annotation, biological process: double-strand break repair. Bases 146 to 6118 code for a protein of 1990 amino acids. The transcript has 29 exons. The record is from RefSeq and is a predicted model, not a curated record. Gene Ontology annotation, molecular function: zinc ion binding; helicase activity. Lineage: Eukaryota; Metazoa; Chordata; Mammalia; Microbiotheria; Microbiotheriidae.
GGGAAAAAUUCGAAAAUCAAGACUCGCGGCCGGGACAGUGAUGAACUCCAUGAAUUCUAUAUAUGCCUAGGAUAAAAUGAGCAAGUGCUUUAGCAGUCAUUGAAGAUUUACUGGUCUCAGAUGAAUUUUAUCUUCAGCAUAAACAAUGGCAAGUCAAGAAUUUAUUGUACUAUAUACUCAUCAGAAGAUGAAGAAAUCAAAAAUAUGGCAAGAUGGAAUACUGAAGGUCAGUUUCUCAGGAAAUAAGGCAACUUUGUAUGAUGACAAAGGACAGUGCUUGGAGAGUUUAUUUCUUAAACAGUGUGAGGUGAAACCUGGAGAUGACUUAGAGAGUGAUCGAUAUUUAAUCACGGUUGAAGAUGUAAAAAAUGCUGAAAAUAUCCCUAGCAAUUUACAAGUUACAAGGGAAGUACCCAAGUUAAAUGUACAAGGAUUGAAACCUUCUAACAAGCCAAAGCCAUGUCUACCCACUGGUUUAAAAAGAAAGUUUACUGGAUUCCAAGGACCACGUCAAGUGCCAAAGAAGAUGGCAACCAUAGAAAAUGAUGAAUCAGCUGCAUCACUUCUGUCUAAGGAGUCUUAUCCUACCUUUUCUUCUCUGUUCUCCUGCACACCUCCAUUGUUUUCUACUACUGGAAAGAAAAAUAGAGACACUGUUAUGCCAUCUGACUCUAGCAGUGUCAUUGAUUACGAGAAUAGCAACACCAAUGACAUGUCUAUCUCUUUACUUCUUUCAACCACACCCAUCCUUUCUAACCAGAAAAGAUUCUAUGAUGAAGAUGAUUGUUCUUUUCUCAAUUCUGUACCUAGGAAGUCAGACUCUUCAUUAGAAACUGAGUACAUGAAAGAAGAUUGUUUGACAACCAGAGGCUCAGCCACUUCACAAAACAUCAGGAGCAAAGAACAGAUUUUAGCACUUCUGAAGUCCAAAUCAGCUCCUUCUAUGGAAGUUAUUGAGAGUUUUCCUCUUGGACACUUAACAGAAGAAAUAAAAGGCUCCCUUAAACCACAGUGCAUAAUAGGAAGGGAAGAAGAGAUCACUGAAAUGAAUGGCUCAAAAAAUAUACCUCAUCAGUAUAAUUUAGAAAAUAACAUAAGAAAAAGAAGCCGAUGGGAUAUUUAUUUACCAAAGAGUUUAUCUGUAAGUUCUUCUGAUGUAAGUGAUACUGACAGGAAAUCUGAGGACCAGGGUGACAAUUUAGAUUUGGAUUUGAAAGGUCCUUUUGAACAAAAGGAGAUGCCUCUCUUUGCAACUAGUUCUGAAAAGAUUACGUAUAAGACAGACAGUCAAAUAAAUAAUGAUGACCCAACCACCUGUGAUCAGAAAAUAAAUUUUCAAGUAUCUUCAUGUUGUCAAAGUGAGUUAGGAGCAAACUUACCAGAUGUUGAUAGCAAAAAUGAACAUCAUUUCUUAUUAUCAGAACACAAGACUGAAAUGCUCUUCAACGAUGAUUAUCCAAAAUGCAUAAAAGGAUCUCUUUUCAUUAGAGAAAAUGUGCAGGAACUAAAUAAACCUGGAGUGCCAGAAAGGGAGAGCUCCCUAAAACUUUCUUCUCAGCCAGAGUGGGAACAUCCACAACUACAAAGAGAUUCUUCGUGCAUAAAUAAUAAUUUGGCUAUAUCUGAUAAUUUGGCCAUAUCGGUUUCUAAAAAUAGAGCAGAAAAUGAAAAUAUUAAUACCAAUACAGAUUUGAAUAGUAAAGCAGAACCAUUUUUGGAGGUAACUUUCAAUCUGGACAAUUUUGAUAUCAGUGACACUGAGGAAGAAUCAGAACACAGCAACAGCUUUCCCCUGUGUUCUAAGCAUUGGCUAAAGAAAAUUUCAUCUGAGGACAAAAUGUGUGCUGAAAGUAAAUUUGAGGAUAGGGUGAACAGUCAAGAAGAUAACCAUGACCAUCUGUCACAUUUGAUAACAAUUAAUUCUAGUCCUCCAGCAAAAUUUCCCAUUAAAAAAACUCUGUCUUCACAGAUUUGUACUGAAAUUUCAGUAGAUUUUGACAAAAUUGGAAAACGUAAUGAAGAAUCUUUCCUGUUUAACUCGAAUCUUCCCAAAGUUGAAAACAUUGAAGAGGAAAUGACAGUGGGUACGUCAAAUUUUGAAACAUUAAGCAGAGGAACCAAACGGGAUUCAUCCUCAAAGCAGACUGAUGAUAUAUUGAUAUAUGGUAAUAGUCACUGUAAUGGAUCUGUUCACUCACCCAUUACUGAUUACGAUCACGUAUCCCCUCAAACCAAGAAACAAUUUAUAGAAGCAUGCUAUUCAUCAGAUACACCAGAGCCCCUUAAUCCAUAUCAAGAUUCUACUCAACAGGCUUCUCCCUUGGAAGAUGAAGAAGAAAAUUCUUUCGUAGCUCUCAUACCUAAGGAAAAAGAGAGGAAGUCCUGUAAACCAAAGCCAGUUGAGUUUCAGGGGCACCGAGUAGAAGGAUCAGCUUCUAGUGAGGUAAUGGUUAGAGGACCCUGCUAUCAGCUGGAUUGGAAUCAAUAUCCAGAUAGUGUGGAGUGUGAGAGCUUAACAGAAGGGACUUGCUUUUUGACACCAAAGUUACCUGGUAGUUAUAUGAUGAUUGACUUCUUACAGCCCUCAGAUGGGGAAAACUUUUUGGAAGAAAGUCUAAGCUUCAGGGGAGAGGAUGAUUUUCAGAUGACAACUGAUUUUAUUAAGGACCCAAAGGAAAAUAAUAGUUCAGUUUUGGAUUUCCCUUUUACAGAUUCGGGCAAUACUGUGCCAUCUUAUUCUUUGGAUCAUAAUUUUAAGUUAUCCGAUUCGCCCUCAUGGGAAACAAACAAGAUGAUAUCACCAGUGCCAAAGAUCUCAACACUGAGCCCAGAUUCUGCCUUUCCUUUGAGCCCAAGAAAUGAAGACAUUAUGAUAAACUUACCUGAGGAGUCUCUGAAAGCAAGAACCUCAUCUGGAGUGGAAAAGUUCAACUCUUCAGAAAAAGUCACCGUGCAAAGACAUCACAGAACUCGGACACCGCUUAUUACACUGCCCCCUGUUGAAGUGCGUUCUCUCUCAGAAAGUUGCUCACAAAGGAUGGACUCUGCAGUUCGGAAGUCCUUUGGCAGUCCCAUCCUUCACUCAUGUGAGGAGUCAGCAGACUCUCCUGUCAGCUGCUUUGGCCCUGAGGAUAGGAAUAGGGAAACCUCUGCCCCUUAUAGGUCUGGGGAAGUGACACCUAUAAGGCUUUCAGUCUCCUCUCUGGUGUCUACAGAAAGCAAACAAAGCAAGUGGCUGAAAUAUCAAAACACAUCCCAAGGGGACUCGAUUACUCCACAUGGAAGUGAUGUGAAAGUGCAGGAAAAUAUCUUUGCUGCCUCUCCUUCUGGAAUGCUACUUGAAGAUCCAGAGGAUUAUCAGAGUGGGGCUGCCAAGAAAAGUCCUGAAGACUCUGUGCAUUUGGAGAUGAUAAAAGGCAUGCUUCUUCAAGAGCAACCGCAUUUAUACCGCCAGGAAUCUGUUUUCAGAAAGAAAACACUAUUUAGGAAUUUAGAGCAAACCUCCCAAACUGAGGGAAUACAAAAGAUGUUAAGUCACACAGCCUAUAAUGGCUUCAGUGUAACAGGAAAUACCCAGGAGAUAAAUGCCAGUCCGUUGUCAUUUCCCAGUGGGAAAAUAACAAAAUGUGCCUGUGUUCCCAAAAGACAGAUUCACAUACCUGCUCUUUUUCAGUCACCCGCUCAGUAUAAACAGGUCUUUACAACCUCUUUGAUAGAACAUCUGAACAUACUGCUGUUUGAAGUGUCCAGAAGGUUGCACCAAGCUCUUUCAAAAGUCGACAUAUCUUUUUAUACCUCAAUGAAAGCAGAGAAAAAAACCAUAGGAAACAGCGUCCCAAACUGUCAUCAUCAACAGCCUGCAAAGUUGGUCAUGGUAAAAAAGGAAGGCCCAAAUAAGGGUCGACUCUUUUAUACUUGUGAUGCACCAAAAGCCAACCAAUGUAAAUUUUUUAAGUGGCUUGAAGAAGUAACCCCAGCUAACUUGACGCAGGCAGAAUCUGUGCCCUGCACCGUAUUACAUGACAUAAAGAGUAUUGGAAUAUACCUAAGAUGCCAAAAUGUCCCCCUCUACGAGGAGUGUCAGCUUUUGGUGAGGAAAGGAUUUGAUUUUCCGAAUAAACAGUAUGGCAAAUCAAAGAGCUAUGCUCAUGCAAAUCCUGAAUUUCAUAAUGAAUCGAAAAGCAAACUUUAUCUUAAAUUGAGUAGGAGAGAAAAUUCUUCUUCCUAUGGUAAAGAUGACCUUUGGGUAAUUUCCAAAACCCUAGACUUUGAGCUGGAUACUUUCAUUGCUUGUAGUGUUUUUUUUGGACCAUCAUCAUACAAUGAGGUGGAACUAUUGCCUCUGAAAGGCUACUUCCCUUCAAACUGGCCAUCUGACAUGAUGGUUCAUGCUUUACUGGUUUGUAAUGCCAGCACAGAGCUGACAACUUUGAGAAACUUGCAAGAAUACUUCAAUCCAGCCACUCUACCUAUAAUACAACACCUGUUAACAACGUCUUCUCAAACUGAACACAGCAGUAACAGAAUCAGCAAAAGAAAGUUUAUUCCACCAGCCCUCAGUAGAAAUACUAACAAGAACUGUGAACCACUCAGCCCAGAAGCAGCAUUGCAUCUAGCUAAUGAGAUGAUUCAAUUAUAUAAAUUAAACAUGGAUCAGGCCACAGCUCUUCUUCAAAUAGCACAGAUGAUGGCAUCACAUGACAAUGUCAGUGACCCACAAGAGCAGCAUACCCUUCCUAUUACCAUCAUACAUGGUGUUUUUGGAGCAGGGAAGAGUUACUUACUGGCAGUAGUGAUCUUGUUCCUUGUGGAGCUCUUUGAAAAGAAUCCAGCUCCCACAGGUGUAGAUGCAAGGCCAUGGAAGAUUCUGAUUUCUUCUUCUACCAAUGUUGCUGUGGACAGAGUACUUCUUGGGCUACUCAGUCUUGGAUUUGAAAAAUUUAUCAGAGUUGGGAGCAUUAGAAAGAUUUCCAAGCCAAUUCUACCUUACAGUUUGCAUGCCGGUUUAGGAAAUGAAAAUGAACAAUUGAAAGAGCUACAUGCGUUAUUGAAAGAAGACCUGACACCUGUAGAAAAAAUAUAUGUGAGAAAAAGUAUCGAACAACAUAAAUUGGGCACCAAUAGAGCUUUGCUGAAACAGGUGCAAGUGGUUGGAGUGACCUGUGCAGCCUGCCCAUUCCCAUGCAUGAAUAAUCUUCAAUUUCCUGUCGUCGUAUUGGAUGAGUGCAGUCAGAUGACAGAACCAGCUUCACUCUUGCCCAUUGCAAGGUUUAAUUGUGAAAAGCUAGUUCUUGUUGGAGACCCCAAGCAGCUACCUCCUACCAUUCAGGGUUCUGAAAGUGCUCAUGAUAGUGGGUUGGAACAGACUCUCUUUGACCGGCUUUGCUUAAUGGGUCACAAAGCAAUUCUACUGAGAACUCAGUACCGUUGUCACCCUGCUAUUAGUGCUAUAGCAAAUGACCUCUUCUAUGAAGGAAAUUUAAUAAAUGGCAUUUCGGAAAAAGAGAGGAGCCCUUUACUGGAAUGGUUACCAACUCUAUGUUUCUAUAAUGUCAAAGGAAUUGAACAGAUUGAAAGAGAUAAUAGCUUCCAUAACGUGGCAGAAGCUGCUUUUACACUCAAGCUUAUUCAAUCACUGAUUGCAAGCGGAAUAGAAGGAUCCAUGAUUGGGGUGAUAACAUUAUAUAGAUCACAGAUGUACAAGCUUUGCACCCUGUUUACCUCCGUGCAUUGUGACUACCCUAACCUCAAAACUGUCCAGGUGUCCACCGUCGAUGCCUUUCAGGGUGCGGAGAAAGAGAUCAUCGUACUCUCCUGUGUGAGGACAAAACAAGUUGGAUUCAUUGACUCAGAAAAGAGAAUGAAUGUUGCCCUGACCAGAGGGAAAAGGCACUUGUUGAUUGUGGGGAAUUUGGACUGUUUGAAGAAGAACAGACUGUGGGGACGGGUGAUCCAACACUGUGAAGGAAGAGAGAAUGGAUUACAGCAUUCAAGUCAGUGUGAGUCAGACCUGAACCUCCUUCUUAAAAGUUAUUUGGAGAAAAAAGCAGAAGAAAAAGAAAAAAGUCAAAAAGGGAACUCUAAAAACAAAUCUCUUUCACAAAAAGACAUGAUGUAGUCUGCUACUUAUGUAAAUUAAAAGGUAUUUGAUAACAGUUUUUUCAUUAUUUGAAAAUUUUGGAUAUAGGAAAUAUUACUCUGCUGUCUUUAUGUUUCCCAUACUGCUUAUAACGGUACCUUUAGAUGAGAGGCAAAUGUAAAUAAAUACGUGUUGUAAAUAAACACAUG